AAAUCUUGCAAAAUUGGACAAACCCUCUGCGACUUUGUACGACAACAAGAGGUCGUACCUGCGAACCGUGCUCGGAAGGGAAGCGCCAUCAGCGAAGAUGGUACUACCUCCUGCACCACGCAACCUCAAAGGAAUACCUCCAUUUCUAGCGAGGAGCAAACUGUGCAGGGAGCUAAUAUACAAAAGUCGGGACACCGAUCAUUUAAUAGGUCUGCCUCCUCUAGGCAAAACCCGAACCCGACAUCAAAACUAAAAGACACACUGAGCAGAAAGCCCAAUCGCAAGCAGGACGCACUUUCUGCACACACGAGCACCAGCAGCACCACAUCGAUCCAGUCACCACCCAUCGAGCCAGCUUCCUCUCUGCCCACGCUGCACACCACGCAUACACCACCGGCUUCCAGCAAAAGUAACCUUUUUGUGCGGGUCCUGCGACGCUUUUCGAGUAACUCCCUUUCCGGUAAGACGACGACGGUGAGCCCAAAAAUCGAAGUCGACGCACCAAAGGUCAACCAUAACAACAACGGCGCUCUGAACGAACGGCAAACAACCGAUGUAGAGGUGCUUUGCUCUCAGGACAACCAGCGCAGGGAACACAAUGAGGACAAAAUGGAUGGCAAAACAGAGCCUGCAGAUGCCAAGAGCAACCAGAAAGCUGGUCUAGCUUCGGGCAAUCCCAAAAAAGACAAGUCGGCCAAGGGGACGUCGCAAGCGGUUGUCUCAGACACCAAGAAAAUGGAGGCCAGAAAGUCCUCCUCAGACACGGUGAUCGAGCCGCUGAUCAAGCAGCAGGCUCCGCUUCACUCGUCCAAGACCACGCCCACGACCCUGACGGCGAACUUCGUGCAGAACAUUCGAUUCGUGCGCAAAAAUGUGGAGCAGUCGGGCAGGAACACCAAUCCACUUCAGUUCGUUGAGCUCGAGACGGAGUUUCCGCGCGACUAUGAUGACAACAUCGAGAUGCUGUCCCGCGAGGCGGAGCAUUUGGAGGAGCAGUUCCGCACACCCACGCGGUCGAAUGCCACGGAUGCCACCGCCCACCAGGUGGCCGGCAUCAUCGACAACAUUAUUACCGAAGCGUCACGGAGUCUUACAAUCGAGAAGACUGAAGACGAUGUGCCAUUGAAGUCCUCCGCCAAGCACUCGAGCGGCGUCAAGCGCGUUGGCUUUCAGGUCGAGGAGAAGGACGACACAGAAAUCCAGAGUGAAAAGCAGCCAAAGAGCAUCGACGAUAAGGCCAAGAAGUCGGAGAGCGCCGAGGUUAGCGUAGAGGAUUCCUCUACUGUUACCGGGCUCUCCUCGGAUGCAUCCGCAUCCCUGCUGCCCUCCACGACCACGGUGUCCACCACCUCGUCAGCCACAUCGAUCACCAAGAGCAAGAGCGAUGAGGACGACGACCCAGUGGCCAUGUCCCCGUGCGGACGUUUCUUCAAGUACGACAAGGAGGUCGGUCGCGGUUCCUUCAAAACAGUCUAUCGUGGCCUGGAUACGUUGACGGGUGUUCCAGUUGCCUGGUGCGAAUUACUGGACAAGCAAGUGAAGAAAAGUGAACGCACCAGAUUCCGCGAGGAGGCAGACAUGCUGAAGAAACUUCAGCACCCAAACAUUGUGCGGUUCUAUACGUAUUGGGAGUUUCCCAUUGGCCGCAAGAAGAAUAUAGUACUAGUCACCGAACUAAUGUUAUCUGGAACUUUGAAAUCCUAUUUGAAACGAUUCAAGAAAAUACACCCAAAGGUAUUGAAGUCAUGGUGUCGCCAGAUCCUGAAAGGCCUCAACUUCCUGCAUACUCGUCAAUUUCCUAUAAUUCAUCGUGAUUUGAAAUGUGAUAAUAUUUUUAUAACUGGCACCACUGGUAGUGUUAAAAUCGGCGACUUGGGCCUGGCAACGUUGAAAAACCGCUCCCACGCGAAAUCUGUGAUUGGUACGCCGGAGUUCAUGGCCCCGGAAAUGUACGAGGAGCACUAUGACGAGUCGGUGGACGUGUAUGCCUUCGGCAUGUGCAUGUUGGAGAUGGCCAUCUCCGAAUAUCCAUACAGCGAGUGCAAGGGUCCGGCCCAGAUCUACAAGAAGGUGAUCUCGGGCAUUAAGCCAGCGGCUCUGGCCAAGGUGGAGGAUCCCAACGUGCGCGAUAUUAUAGAGCGGUGCAUUGAACUGAAAAAGGAGGAUCGCCCCAGCUGCAAUGAGCUCCUGGAGUCGGAGUUCUUCGACGAGGACAUCGGCAUACGCGUAGAGCCCACGGCCUCGGAACAGUUCCUUUCGGAUCCCAGCAUUAGCAUCAUCGAGUUUCGGCUGCGUUUUAUGGACCCCAAGAAGCGCUCGUCGCGCCACAAGGAGAACGAGGCGAUCCAGUUCGAGUACAACAUCAAGCACGACGAGUACGAGCAGAUUGCGCAGGAAAUGAUGAAGGAAAACAUUAUAUCGGAGGAUGAUUCGCGCGCAGUGGCUCGACUCCUAAAGGUGCAGGUUGUGUCGUUGCUAAAGGAACGUGCCCAGCGUCAGACCCAGAUAAAGCUGCAAAACGAGAAGUCGCGUCUGGAGAAGCUUGCUUUGCAGAAGCAACGCGAGAGCUUGCCGACCAACGUCGACGAAGACGAGGAAGAGGAGGAGGAGUCCGAGGACGAGGAGGAUGGCGUCAAAUGGAAUCAGCGUCUGCAGCUCAAGUAUGACCUACUCAACACUGAUUCGGAAACUAGCCUGGCUCUCUCCACGAACAGCGUCGAGCCCCAACAACUGCCCACACGCUCGAACACUUCGAUCCCGAACACUGGCAUCCAGCAGCCUGUUCAGGUCCCAGUUCCUCUGGCCGUUUCCCAGCUGAUCUCGGUGCAGCCGCAGGCUAUCCCCUCACCGGCCAUUCCCAUGCAACAGAAGCCAACUGUGCACUACAUACAGCCGCCGCAGUUGGCCUCUUAUCAAAACUCGAAUCCGACGAUGCAGGAGAUGACCAACAACCAGGUGAUCUCGCCCACAGGCAGUCAGCAGAUGCAACAGCAGCAACCCAUUGCUGCACCAACCGUCAAUCAUCAGAUGGUGCCGCAACAGCAGGUCAACCAACAACAACAACAGCAACAGCAGCAGCAGCAGCCACAAAUGAUGCAGCAGAUGCCCCAGCAAGUUCAAGUGCAGCAAGUGGCCCCGCAACAACAACAACCGCAAACUGUCUUGGCCCCACAACAACACGAGACGCAACCACAGCAACCACAACAACAACAGCAACCACUGGCAGAUCAACAAAAGAGCCACCAGAUUCCGUUGCAGCAGCAGUUGCAGCAACUAAUGCACACCAACGUGCAGACACCGGACCUGGCGCAGCAGCAACAAAUGGCACAGCAGCAGGCCCAGCAAUAUUUUCAGCAGCAGCAGCAGCAACCACAGCCGCCGGUUGCAAUGCAUCCAAAUCAACUUGCCCAGCAACAGCAGGCUUAUGCGAUGCAACAGGCCGGGCAGCAGCAACAGCUGUCGCAGCCGCUUCAAAUUCAGCAACAGAUUUUACAGCAGCAACAGCAGGCGGCUGUCUCGCAGCAGAUAUUGCAGCAGCAACUGGCCCAGCAUCAGUUGCAGCAACUCCAGCAGCAGCAGCUUCAACAACAGCAACUUCAACAACAACAGCAACACCAAAUCCAACAGCAGCAGCAGCAAAUCCAACAACAGCAAAUCCAACAACAGCAAAUUCAGCAGCAGCAGCAGCAACAACAAUUCGUGCAGCAAUAUGGGCAGGCAAUGCCACAGCAGCAACUAAUAGCGGGUUCGCAGGUAAUGGCACCGCAGCAACACCAACAGCAGCCUAUGCAGAUCCCCGUUCAGAUGCAAGUGCCACCCACUUCUGUGGCUCCUCCAAUGCAGCAAUCAUUGCCGCAGACGUACAACCAGCAGCCUCCGCCAGUGGCACUUGGUGAUCCCCAACAGCAGCAGCAGCAGCAUGCUGGAUUUGCGGCUGUGCCUUCGCAGCAACCACUAUUUGUGCCACAGCCCACACAGCAACCAAUACAGUUGUCCAUGCCUUUGGAGCAGCAAUUGCAACAGCUCCUGCACAGCCAGCCGCCCCAGCAGCAGCAACAACAGCAACCGAUGAGCCAGCAGCAGCAGCAGCAACCUUUAAUUCAGCAUCAGCAACCUUUGGUCCAACAACAAGCACAGCCGCAGCCACAACUGCAACCUGUUGUUCAACAGCAACAACCACAACAGCAGCAACCUCAGGUAGAGCAACACACACAGAUUCCUUCGCAAGUCCUGAUUCAACAGGAAAAUCCGCAGCCAAUCCAGGUUAACCAAGAACUCGCUGUCACCUCGGAAACCAUCUCUGCCCAAACCAAUCCCGAAAAUGGGCCCAAAGCAGAAACCCAGACAUCUGUAGAGCAGCAGAAGCAACAAGCAACAGCGGCAACCCGUUCCCAGAAACCAAGACGAUCCAAUCGGAGCGGCAACGAAAGGAUUCCCAAACUAAGUGUUACCAGUGUGGACGAGGGCAGCGUCAUAAAUUGCCACAUGGAGAACAAACUCAAAACGAUUACAUUUAAAUUCGACAUUGGAGAUGUUAAUCCGGUUGAAAUCGCCAAUAAAUUGAUCGCCCAAGAUUUGCUUUCUAAUUGCCAAAGUACAGUUUUUGUGGAAAUGAUCAAUGAAAUUGUUGACCAAGUCAAACAGAAUCCCAAUCAAAUCCCUAUACCGACUAAUUAUCGCCGCAAUAUAGAAAAGGUCCGACACGCGUCUCUAACUCGACAGCGUUCCACGUUUAGGUCACACCAAAGACAUAGAUCUCGGGAUGAAACCGCCAGCGACAUUACGAAGAUGUUCGAACCCACUAUCCAUGGUGUGGAGACUCUGCCCUCCGGCGGAGGAGGCGCUGAGUCGUCGAACCCCAAUUUGAGUUUCGAGACCAGGUCCAUCAUAACCAAUGCGCAAGAGCCGCAGUUGAACGUUGGAACGCCACCCACAACCACUUCGACCAUGUCUUCCUCAUCAACCGCAUCGAGGGAUGCGCCCAAUAGCAGCAAUGACGUGACCAUCGGAUCCGGUUCCGUGUCUCGCAAGACAAGCACAGCCUCGGAAUACACAUCCCUGUCGAUUGACUACAUGCCCGACAGCAACAUAACUCCAACUGGUCCGGAGCCACCGUUCGACGAUGCCAAGGAGAGAUCACAAGGACAGAAUGUGCAUCAGAAGCCUUGCUCCCUCGCUAUCGCUAGAAUGCAAAAGCUUUUGGAAUCGGCCGGCGGAGGGGCUCCGCGUAGCCUGAAUCUGCCCUUGAACCGUCAUUUAAAGAUUCAGGAGGACUUGAAGCAUACCAGAAGCCUCGACGACUUGACCGCUGUAAAGAUAACCUUUGACAUGCCCAACAAGGCCGCAUUGGAACCUUCGGAGAACCCCCAGCCAUCCACUGCGGUGGAAGCGGAAAAGCCGAAAGAUAAAUCCGCCCAAGCAGCGGGAGCCCAGGGAGCCGGAGCGGCCAACACUCUGGAGCAGUUGAAGAUAGAACUAGAGAACAUAACUCACGCCCACGCCUUCGCCUCUGCAGUAGUGGCCUCCAUCAAUAACAGGACUCCGCACCAGGCCUCCCCGGCCAUGUCUUCACUCAAGACUACUUCUGGACAACCACAAGAGACAAACAAGUCAAAUAACGGAGGAGGAGCAUCGGUAGCGUCAGUGGGCCAGAACACACCCACUGCAGCGUUGACAUCUGCCAGGGGCUCUGGUUCCUCCGUCUACAAUUCGCGGCGCACUUCCAUCGACAACAGCAUGGGCUCUGAUGUUCACCUGCACACUGCCACUAAUCUGGAUGGGACGGUCAGCAACUCGGAUCCGACUCCGACUGAGGCAUCAGUUGGAAUUAGCAUAGGCACGGGCCACGAGAAGCAACUGUCCAAGCAGCCCAGCUUGGAAAAGCCAUCGACCACAUCCAUUUCAACCAACAGCAGUGAUCAGCCGCAAAGGAAUCCCAGUAACGGAUCACUAAAUCAAAACUCAAUAGCUGAUUUGGAAAAGAAACUGGCCGCUUUGCGAAAUACCGAAAAUGCAGAAGAGUCUGCUUCGGCCACAUUGUCGGUUGUAAGCAAGCCAAUCGAAGAGGUUGUGAAUCCGAGUGCCCGUAAAAUCUCGCGUUUCAGUGUCAGUCGCGUGCAGGAGCAGAAAACUUCAACCGGUGUGGAGGAACCUGCGCAGGGUCAACUGAAGAUCGACCUGCAGCUUGCAGGCCCUGGAGGCCAGAUGCAGACCAACAACUCAGUGCCGAACGGCAGUGUGGUCAACACGCCAACCGAAGUCAUCAGCUCACCCAUUCAAAAUGUUCCGCUGGCCAUUAACGGAAUUCAGUUGAUUUACCAACAGCCCCAGCAGAUCCACCAGCUGCCUGGAGGGGCAAACACUUCCACAAGUGUAGCAGGCACUCAGUGCGUUGUGGUGCCCCAAGUUAUCAAUCAGAAUGGCACCCACAUGCAACAAAUGCCUAACCUACAGGCGCAGCAGCAACUUGUGCAUCAGAACAUGCCACAACAGCCUCAGCAGACGCCACUCAAUGGCCACUCACCCAUGGUUAACAGUAUCCAGCAGCAGCCGCAACAGCAAUCCAUGCCGAUGCAGCCGAUUCAGCCGCAGCAGCAGCAGCCGCAGAAUCAACUGCCACUCAUUUCGCAACAACAGCAACAGAUAAUGAUGCAGCAGCAGCAGCAACAGCAGCAGCAGCAGGGCUCCCAGCAGGGAUCGCAGCAAUUUAACUUGCCUGGCACACAACAGACUCAUCCUCAGCACCAAUUCAUACAGACGCAGCCGAACCAACUUCACUCGCUGCCGCCCCAAGUGGUGAGCAUGGCCCAGGGGAUACCGCAUCAGCUUCCACCCAUGCAGACUAUGUCGGCCCAGCAGCAAAUGAUCUCGCAGCAGCAGCACCAGAUGCAGAUGCAGUCACACAUGCAGCAACAGAGUGUGCCCGGAAUGUACAACCAGCAGACCGGAGCUUGUGUGCCAGCGCCACAAAACUUCCAGGGCUCUGUUCCCAAUCAUUUGUUGCAGCAGUCGCCACUGAUGGCAACCCAGCAGCCCGCACAGCCCAUGCAACACGUUAUGCAACCGAUUUUUAACGCUUCGUCUGGUGAAGUUACCGAAGAGCCUGUAUCUCUGGCAGCUACCCAUCCGCACUUGUUGCCAAGCGAUAUACAAUCCGAUAUAAAGCACAAUCUAGACUCGUUGGUCAACCAAUUGUGCAACACGCGCUUGGGUACUAACCAGCACCAACGGCUGUUGCUGUUGCGUCAGAGACAACUCAUCGAGGAGGACGAGCUGCGUCUUAAACACUAUGUGGAAUACGAAAAGUUUCAAAAGGCACUGCGCCAAUCUAUUAGCACAAACGUUCCAGCGAAUGCAGCUUACUAUUCAGCAGCUGCCGCACAGCUUCCAACUAAUUUGGCAGCUCCAGCAGCUCCGUCCUCAUCGAAUCCGACAUCCACUAGCUCGGCAAACACAUAACUGCGCUAACUGUUUCGCUUCAUGCACCUUUGACAAGCCAUACUAACAGCUCUACUCUAUGUUCUCGGCAAUAUAAUUGGCUCGAGUGUGAGGACGUGGAUCUGGAGGUAGAUUUUAAGUAAAAAGUUGUCGAAUGUUACGGGGUUGUCUGUAAAUAUUAGUCAAACGCUUCUUGUUGAUAUGCCAUUGUUUUAUAUUUUUCUUUUUCUUUCUGUUUCACUUUUAAUUUAAAAUUCCUUAUUUCCGAUCUUGGCUUUCGUUUAUUUGUUUAA
Drosophila elegans is the source of this 7730-nucleotide messenger RNA. It is a transcript of the gene Wnk, whose product is annotated as serine/threonine-protein kinase WNK1. NCBI's taxonomy places the organism in Eukaryota, Metazoa, Arthropoda, Insecta, Diptera, Drosophilidae. Gene Ontology annotation, molecular function: chloride channel inhibitor activity; protein serine/threonine kinase activity; ATP binding. Gene Ontology annotation, biological process: positive regulation of sodium ion transmembrane transporter activity; monoatomic ion homeostasis; protein phosphorylation. Bases 610 to 7458 code for a protein of 2282 amino acids. The transcript is spliced from 12 exons. The record is from RefSeq and is a predicted model, not a curated record. Gene Ontology annotation, cellular component: cytoplasm.